This is a messenger RNA of Stegastes partitus (bicolor damselfish), 11828 nucleotides long. RefSeq names its product striated muscle preferentially expressed protein kinase-like. Gene Ontology annotation, molecular function: ATP binding; protein kinase activity; protein binding. Lineage: Eukaryota; Metazoa; Chordata; Actinopteri; Pomacentridae. Bases 548 to 10585 code for a protein of 3345 amino acids. The transcript has 42 exons. The record is from RefSeq and is a predicted model, not a curated record. Gene Ontology annotation, biological process: protein phosphorylation.
ACCGCCGGGGCAGCCAGAGAACAGGAGCUGCUUUAAGUACUUGGAGGCCGAAAAAGGUUAAAAGUGUCGUUUUUUUAAGAAGCACUCAAAGGUUGUUGGUGGAAACACACGAGUCCAGUUUGACAUUUAGGAACAGGAUCUGUGUGCCUCAGUGCUCUUCAGCGGGGGUUGGAGCUGCUGGAAGGGACCAUGGCAGUAGCUGCUAAUGCUACAUGAUCUCGGCUGGACUUACACCUACAGCUGAGCUCGCUAGAGGACAUGCAGAGACACUGGCUGUAGCAAAUGAUUUGAGAUGAAAUAUUUUGCUCCAUGGAUCUUGUUUCCUUAACGUGGACUUUGCGGGGAUGUCCAGAGGGAUUCCUUUCAGCUUUGUUGGCAAAAGUGAGUACCCUCUGCAACCGCCCAGGUCCAACAUCGUCUGACGUCCCUGUGAGCCUAAACACCUCUGAACCAAUGGAGUCUUUCUGAAGAAGCAUUCAGCGAUUGAUACGGCAACCAAUUGCCACAUACAAGACGCAGUUUACGAAGAAGUCUGGAAGAAGUCAAGAUGGCAGAAGGCUCUAGGUCCAGUCCCUGUCUCACCAUCCCCUCCAAGAGGGCCAAAGCUACCAGUGAUCGAGCUGCUCCAGACAAUGGGGAUGAAAUGCAAGAACCCACAGCGCCAGUUUUCAUCCGUAAACUCCGUAAAGCAGCUGUAGGAACAGGAUGUGAUAUCCGACUGAGGGUGUCGGUGUCUGGACAUCCAAAACCUUCGCUGACCUGGUACCACAACAACAAGCUACUUCCUCCAUCAGAAGACCAGGACUCGGGGGGCCUGUGGAUACGGGACUGCCGCACCAGUGAUGCUGGCUUGUAUACCUGCAUGGCGACCAACGAACUGGGAGCGGCAGACUGCAGCGCUGUCUUGGCGGUUAUGGACCUUGGUGAAGACUCUGAGACCACAGAGGAUGAAACCACAGAACCUCAGAUGGAAACCAAAGAGGGGCCCGGGAGGCACCAGGACAAGGCCGGUCGCAGAGGACCUCCAGGUGAAGGAGGAAGGAUGAUGGACUAUAACCCGGAUGCCUCAGACCGCAGGGCCACUCUGCCUGGUUCCUAUGACCCGGUGGUGGAGCGGGAGCUCCGCGCUCUAGGCUCUCGCCCCCCAGGGUCCCAUCUGGACCCCGCAAACCCAGCCAGGGCUCAAACUGCUGAUGAAUCACAGGGGUUCUCGUCCCAGGUCCCUCUGUCCUCCCCCCAACCACCUCUCAGCACACACAAAAACAGCAUCAGCACCCAGAAACAAGAACCGGACAAACCCAAACCUUCAGACCCCCGAACCUCGAAAACAGACCAAACAUCUAACAGUCUCGUCAUGACGCCCAAACUGGCUCGUGCAGGACCCAAGAUCUUUGACAAAGUCUGGGCUUUUGAGGAGCGAAGGUCCAGCAUGGAUCUGCCAGGAAGGGCAGCUGCCUUUGACUCGGACGACAGCAUAAAGAAGACAGGAGGCCCCAGCAAAGAGGAGGGCCAAACCCAGCAGGGAGCAGCGCACCGGCGAGCAGCGUUCAAGCAAAGGGCCUCUUCAUUAGAGGACAGGACCAGCUACUCGCAGAGGGUCCAGAGCUACCAGAGCAAGUUUGCAGAAGAGCUCCAAAGGAUCAAGAAACUUGUGGGGAAACCAAGCUUGAAGAAGGCGUAUUCCACUGAGCAGCUGUCGCAGAAAGACAGGCUGAACCCAGGGAAGCUAGAACCCAUUCCUCCCCUCGUGGUCAAGAAGCUGGAGGCGAGGGAGCGAGCGCUGGAGGACGGUAGCGCUGGAGACAGAGUCCUGCAGAGUCCUCCACAGGCCCACGGCAAACGUCUGGAGAAUCAGAGCAGCAACCCUGAAAAGGACAAGAUGACACAUUCAGAUUCACAGGGGAAACCGGCAGAAAGCUCAUCACGACGAAGCACGGGGAAAAUCUCUGUUGCCAUGGAAACGGCACCAGUUCACCAGUUACCAGGGCAACCAUUGCCAACAGCCACAAGGACAAGCUUCAUCAGGGAAACCCUACAAAGCUCUCAGGCAGCUGAAAAAGACACACUUGAUGCCACAUCGCACAAAUAUUCAUCCUCCUCCAGAGACCAGGGGACGGCUUCAAGGAGAGGCACCGAGAUGGACAACGGAGCAGAACGCAGAUCAGCCAGCCCAACAGGAAAGAAAGCAUCCCCAGGAACUGUGAGGGAACCAGGGCCCCAGCAUCCAGCCAAGCCACCACGGCGCACCCCAUCACCCACUCCUUCCAUCAGCCCCUUCCUGAAAAGGAGGAAGGCGGAAGCAGGGAGGACAUCUCCAGCCUUGAAGAUGAACAUCCCCGCUAUCCUGGUGGAGGAUGAGCCCAUGGAGACAGAAAGAGUUGCAGACAAGAGCAAGACCAGGAGGAGCAAGAAAAGCAAGAAAGGCCGUUCUACUCAACCCAGGUCUCCAGAGGAAGGGGCUUCGUCUGAUGACUCCUACCGGUCUGCUGACGAGGAGCCGGCCGAGGGCCCGAGCUUCGAGCAGCCUCUUCAGGACACCAUGGCGCCGAGCGCCUCAGAGGUCACGCUGAAAUGUAUCAUCACUGGCAGCCCAUCGCCCACAGUGACGUGGAGGAAGAACGGUGUGGAGAUACGGAGCGAUGCCUUCCAUGUGGUCAGAGCUGAGGGCCAGCAGCACAGUCUGCUCAUAAAGGAGAUGAGGCCGAACAACGCCGGGUCGUACUGCGUCACAGCUGUCAGCGCGGCGGGCAGCGCGUCCUGCAGCGCUGUGCUCUACAUCCAGUCAGAGCCAACCCACCUACAAAGUGGGAAAUCAGCCUUUGCCCUGGACGCCAGCAGUCCACUGCAGUCCGAUGAGGAGUAUCUGAGCCCUCAGGAGGAGGCCAUGGAGGUCUCACCUGCUCAGAGCAAAAGGGUCCAUUUCAAAGAGCCUCCCUCAUUUCAGGUGGCGCCGUGUGACCAGCGGGUCGCUGAGGGUCAGGAUGUUGUUCUGUUGGCCAGAAUCAGAGGGCAGCCCAAACCCAUGGUUUCCUGGUUGAAGGACAGAGUCACAGUGAGGACGGCAGGGCGCUUCGCUGUGCGAGAGAUAGAAGAUGACACCAGUGAAAUGAGGAUCAGCUCGGCUAAGAGGUCAGAUGCAGGGCUUUAUGUCUGCAAGAUCCUCAGUGAGCACGGAGCCCAGCAAGCCGAGUGCCGAGUGGAGGUCAGAGCAGCUGGAGGACAAACGGCGCUGAGAAUCACCAGGGAGGUAAAAGAUGUGGCAGUGAAGGCCGGAGAGUCGGCCACGUUUGAAUGUCACGUUACAGGACCUGCAGAUGUGGAUGUGGACUGGCUGUCCAAUGGGAAGCUCAUCCAGCCAGCACUGCUCAACUGCAAGAUGCACUUUGACGGGAAGAGGUGCCGUCUCAUGCUGAACUCGGUCCAUGAGGACGACAGUGGGACAUACACCUGCAAGCUGAGCACUGCCAAAGAGGAGCUGACCUCCUGUGCAAACCUGAGGGUCGCUCCAUCCCAGGAGCCUCUGUUCACCCGUAAACUGGACGUCUUGGAGGUCAUCGAAGGUCGUACUGCCCGUUUUGACUGUAAGGUGAGCGGCUCACCUGCCCCUCGAGUCACAUGGAUGCAUUUUGAGACACGAGUGGAGGAGAGUGAUAAUGUUCGCAUACUUCAGGAGGGGGGUCGUCACUCACUUGUCAUCACCCACGUUAGCAGCGACACAGAAGGCUUUUACACAGCAGUAGCUCAGAACGUUCAUGGCAAGUGUGAAUGCACUGCUGAGCUCUACAUGCAGGAACCCAGAGCUGCCGUCGCCUCUCAUAUGGCGAAGCUGGAAAAGAUGCCAUCCAUCCCUGAAGAGCCUGAAAUGUUGGAAAAUGAGGUGGAGAAAAGGACCAUGCCGGACUUUGUCAAACCUCUGGCUGAUGUGGAAGUGAUUGAAGGGAAGGAGGCGGUGCUAAAGUGCAAGGUGGCGGGUCUGCCUUACCCAACCAUAGCCUGGUACCACAACGGCAAGCGCAUCGAGAGCAGCGACGAUCGCAAAAUGACUCAGUACAGGGAUGUCCACAAUCUGGUCAUUCGGAGCGCUUGUCACGCUCACGGGGGCGUCUACAAGGCUGUCAUCUCCAACAAAGCUGGCAAAGCAGCCUGCUAUGCUCAUCUAUAUGUCACAGAUAUUGUUCCAGACCCUCCUGAUGGUCCUCCAGUGAUUGAGGUUAUUACCGGAAAAAAUAUAAGUUUGAGCUGGAAGCGACCAAAGAGGACUGACCCCACGUUUGAUACCGGCACCUUGCUGUAUGUGGUCCAGCAGCAGCCGCUGGGCUCAAUCCAGUGGUCCAUUGUGGCAUCUAACCUGAGGGAGACAAACUACACGGUCACCUCACUGUCCAAGGGAGUCCGUUAUGCUUUCAGAGUUCUCACGUCCACUGGAAAGACUCUGAGCAAACCAUCGGCCUCCACUGACCUGGUCCAGCUGCUGGACAGAGGACCGUAUUUAAGGAAAGCGCCUGUCAUUUUGGAGAAACCAGAUGUUGUGUAUGUGGUUGAGAACCAACCUGCAAGCAUCACCAUCACACUGAACCAUGUGCACGCAGCUGUCACCUGGAAAAGGAGGGGCGUGCUGUUGCUUAACAGACCGGGGAUGUUUGAGAUGAGCAUGCCAGAUGACGACCAACACACCCUGAAGCUGCAGCGAGUCAAGAGCACCGACAUCGGUCAGCUACUCGUCACCGCCAGCAACCAGUUUGGCAGCGACCUGUGCACGCUUCAGCUGGCCAUGGCAGUGGCUCCUAAAUUUGAAAGCAUCAUGGAGGAUGUGGACGUGCACGUGGGGGAGACGUCCCGUCUGGCUGUUGUGGUUGAAGGAAAGCCAGAUCCAGAUAUUCUCUGGUAUAAGGAUGACGAGCUUCUCUCUGAGAGCAGCCACUUCACGUUUGUGUAUGAUGACCCAGAAUAUUCCCUUGUUGUCCUCAACGCUCAUCCUGAUCACUCUGGCGUGUACACCUGCACUGCCAAGAACCUGGCCGGCUCGAACUCCUGCAAGGCUGAGCUCACGGUUCACACAGAGCGACAGGAAGCAGCGGAGCCAAUGGAGGACGAGGGAACCAUUCUGAGGAAGAUGAGACGUUUGACAGAUUACUAUGAUGUCCACAAAGAGAUCGGGAGAGGGGCCUUCUCCUAUGUGAAGAGAGUGAUGCACAAGAAGGGGAAGCUUGAGUUUGCUGCCAAAUUCAUUUCUGCUCGACGAAAAAGGAAAGUGUUGGCCCUCAGAGAGAUGGAUCUGCUGUCUGAGCUGGACAACGAGAGGAUUCUCUAUUUUCAUGAUGCUUUUGAGAAGAAGAACAUGGUGGUGCUCAUCACCGAGCUAUGUCAUGAGGAGCUGCUGGAAAGAAUGGCCAAGAAAACAGCCGUCAUGGAGCUGGAGAUCCGCAGCAGUGUUCAGCAGGUUCUGGAGGGUCUUCGUUAUCUGCAUCAGAAGAGCAUUGCUCACCUCGAUAUAAAGCCAGAAAAUAUUUUAAUGGCAAGUCCAGGGAGUGAUCACAUUCGUAUUUGUGACUUUGGAAACGCCAUUAAGCUGGAGGCUUCAGAGGAGCACUACAGCAAGUACGGCACGCCAGAAUAUGUCGCACCAGAGAUUGUUAACCAAACUCCCGUCUCCACGAAAACAGACAUAUGGCCGGUUGGAGUCAUCACGUAUCUCUGCCUGACUGGCGUGUCUCCGUUUGCUGGUGAGAAUGACAGAGCGACUGCCCUGAACAUCCGCAACUACAACGUGGCGUUUGAGGAGAGCAUGUUUUCUGACCUCUGCAAAGAAGCAAAGGGAUUCGUCAUCAAGCUUCUGGUGGUGGACAGACUGAGGCCCAGUGCCACUGAAUGCCUCCGGCAUCCUUGGUUCAAGUCACCAACAAAUAAGAGCAUCAACACAGCCAUGCUGAAGCAAGUUUUGUCUAGAAGACGAUGGCAGCGUUCCCUUAUCAACUACAAAUCGAAGAUGGUUAUGCGAUCAGUCCCAGAGCUCCUGAAUGACUCAUGCAGCCAUGUCUCCAUUGCUGUGGCCCGGCAUUUAAAACAGGGCUCCCCUCCACCCUCCUCUUCCUCAGACUCAGAUGCAGAUGUGGAUGAGCUUCCCUUUAUUCCUAUGCCGCUGUCCAUGGUCUUUUCAGGCUCCAGGGUCUCCCUUAACGAGAUCCCAGGGGAUGAGGAUGUCAGUGGAUGGUGCACCGAUAAGACGAGGAAAAGGAACGACGUGGAUGUCGUAGGUACUAGAGGAGGGGCUGGUAAAAGGCUGACAGAUGAAGAAAAAACCCCAAAUGAGGAGAAAAUGAAGAAGACUAAACGAGCUCCCCUUAAAAAAGGAUCAAGUGUGGAGUCGGAUGAAUUGCAGACCAAAGCCAGACGGGCUACCAUGAGGAGAGGCAGCUCUGCUGACUCCGCACUGCUUCUCCACAUUGACCCAGAAGAGGGGAAUGCAGAUGAGGAUUCAGAGGCAAAUAACAAGAGCCUGAAAAAGGCUGUUUCCAUGGAACUACCGAAUCGCAGCCCGAGCCCUGGGGCUGCAAAGUUAAGCCAGGAGGAUUAUGCCCUAAAACUGGAACUGAUGAGACAGCGGCUGCUCAGGGGAGGCAACAUCGACAAAAAGAUGAGCGGCCUGCGAGGGCCCUUGUUUGAAACGCUUGGCAUGGAAGAUGAGCGGCAGACGGGGUCUCUUGAUCGUAACCUGAGGAGAUCCAGAGCGGGGCCAUCAACACUCACCAGAGCAGCAUCUUCUGACAGUCCCGGAGAGGACACAGCAAAGACGAGAGUAUUUCAAAAAAGCGCUUCCUUUACUCAGGGGGACUCGGAGCCCAUGCCCCUGCACCGCAGGUUUGGAGCCCCCUUAGAGAUUCCCUCUUUGGGCAAUGGUAGCAUAGACGGUAAGAAGCUCCAAGAGGCAACCUCAAUGUCUGCACUAACAGAACAGACAACACUGGAGUCUUCAGAGAGGAAUUCUUUUGUGUUCCCAGCAUCAGGAAGACCAGAGCACCAGCAGAAACAGAACAAUGUGAAAGAAGGUGAGGACGUAACAGAGAAAAGGACCACACCCCAGUUAGAGAAGACAGAUAAGGCAGAAUGCGACUCACCCUCAGUUAUUACUCCUAUCAUUGUAAUAGAGGAGGAAGAUGAUGAGGAAGACAGAAGCAGAGAGCAGGUGCUGCAUAUUAAUGAAAUGGAAACUAAAGGAAAUGAGAAAACCCCACAGAAUAGGAAGCCAUCACCUGACAAAGAUCCUACAGUCAAGACAGACGACACAAAGUCCACAGAUGCAUGUCCCUUACCUGAACAUCCAGCAGUGUUUGCCAGAGUAGCACCUGCUGACAGAUCUCCUGUCGCCGUUUCCUCCACAUCAAACCCUGAUCUUCCGGCUGUCCUUCGGCAGCCGCUGCUCAGGACGGACAUCAAAGACAUCGACUCAGAGGAGGUGUUUGAAGCGAGGUUUAAGAAGCGGGAGUCCUCUUUGACCCGUGGCCUCCGAAAACUGACCAGAAACAAAUCAGAGGAGAAAUCCCCUGUAUUAAGCCGCAAGGUGGUUGAGGGGAGUGAAGAGGUUUAUAGGCCGGGGCCAAGAGGGGCUCCUCUGGAAAUGGUAUCCAAAGGACUACAGGAGAAAUCCAAAUCUGUUCAAGAUCUAAGAGGAGAAGAUCAGGAAACAGGACUGGGUCUAAUUGGGAGGUUGUCCUUACGGGCAAAAAGGUCAACAUCCACUGAGAAGAAGGGUGAGAAACCAAAAGAGGAAAAGCAACAAAAUGUGCAGGAAAGUGCAGCAAACAAGAGGGUUUCGUGGGCUAUUGGUCGCAGCAAAUCCCUGGAUACGAAGGAGCUGAACAGGGCACAGAGGCAGCUCGAUGAGAGGGAGCAAAGGAAAGCAGAGGAGUCAUCGGUUUCUGCUAUGAGGCGCAAGUUUGAGUCCAAAGUGGCAGGAAUCUCUGCCAAAAUAAGGACUCAGUCAGAGGAGAGGAAGGAUAAAGACACCGGGGGGAGUCAGAAAGAGCUGCUUCAAAAGGAUGUGAAUAAGGUCACAGACUCUCCUGUCCUGGCAAUGCGACAGAAGUUUGAGAACCAAGUGGCAGGAAUCUCCAUGAAACUCCGUAGUCAGUCUGAGGAGAGGAAAGGAGAUGACGAGGGAAAAAGCACGCCACCUUUUACUCGCCACCGUCAUUGCCAAUCGGAGGGCCGUGGACUCAAAGGAAUGGGCAUCCCUGAGAACCAGCUGGCAAAGCAGACCUGCGGUGCAGCGUCCAAGGAAUCAGUCGAGUCCACAUCAAGCAUUCAGUCCGAAAAAGCCUCGGAGAGUGACAGGCGGUCUCGGUGGGACAGGUGGGGUUUGACCAGGAGCAAGAAAGACAAAACUCCUUCCCAGUCCGAUUUGCCCUCAGCCGUCCCCAAAGAGGAAGGUUUAACAAAAAGCCAGCAGUUUAUCCGCUCGGCCUCAGACUUCGCUCCGGUGUUCCACAUCAAACUGAAAGACCACGUCUUAUUGGAGGGCGAGCCUGUCACUCUCAGCUGCCUGCCAGCCGGCAGUCCACAUCCAGAGAUUACAUGGAUGAAAGAUCGGAAAGCGCUGGAGGUGGAUGACAGAAUGAGCCUGAUCUCCCACCCGGACGGCAGACAGCUUCUUAUGAUCGUGAAGUCCAGCCACAGGGAUGCUGGCGUUUAUGAAUGUGUAGCUACCAACGCCAUAGCUAGCAUCACCACCACCUGCACACUCACCAUAGCUUGUGUUCCGAAACGACCAGGGACCCCUGAAGUUCCUCAGACUUAUAACAACACAGCGCUGGUGCUGUGGAAGCCGGCAGACACCCAAUCCCCCUGUAGUUACUCUCUGGAAAGAAAAACAGAAGGUGACUCGAACUGGUUAACCGUGGCCACCGGAGUGGUCGACUGCUACUACAAUGUCACAGACCUGCCAGCAGGGGGCAGUUUCAGGUUCAGAGUCUGUUGCGUGAACAAGGCUGGUCAGGGGCCCUACAGCAGCUGUUCUGCUGCAGUCAGCCUGGACUCAGCAGAUGUCGGAGCUUCACCUGCCAUCGCCGUCGUAAAGACAGUCCCUCCUGUACCAGUAGUGACCUCCUCAGUGACUGUCCCUCCACUCAGACCAGUCCAGAGCAAUCCUCCCAGAACAACCGUCUCCAUCAUCACCUCCACCUCCACUGCAGUCUCUCCAUCCUCUCUGCCCUCCAGCUCUCCACCAAACCCUCCAUCUGAGGGCACAACAACUGAGGAAGCUCAAAAAAUAAGCUCCACUCUUCCUUCUUUGCCUACAGUCAAAGCACCGCCACCCUUUGUCCUCCCCAAACCACAGAGUCCAGUAAAUGUGGUGACCCCCAUGACCCAGACCCCACCCAUAUCACCCCCACCUGUUCUUGUAACCCCACCUUCAACUCCCACAAAGCCAGUUGUGGCCUCGGUGCCCACGUACGUCCCCGCAUCCACUGCCACUGCUCGGAUAGCCCCCUCUCCUGUGUCCUUCUCCCCACCAGUCCUGCAGAUCUCAAGCCUGAGCCCCAUUGGUGAAGGAGCCAGUACACCCAGCAGAGGAACGCCGUCAGGACGAACCACACCCUCGACUGCUCUACGACAAGGCGUUCCUCAGAAGCCAUACACUUUCCUCGAUGAGAAAGCCAGGGGCCGGUUUGGAGUUAUUCGAGAAUGCAGAGAGAACGCAACGGGUAAAAUCUACAUGGCAAAGAUCAUUCCCUACAACCAGGAAAACAAGCAGGACAUCCUGAAGGAGUACGAGCUCCUGAAAUCCCUUCACAAUGAAAGAGUCAUGGCUCUGCACGAAGCCUACGUGACGCCGCGCUACCUGGUGCUGGUCGCAGAGUACUGCACCGGCAAAGAGCUGCUUUACAGCCUCAUAGACAGGUUCCGUUACUCUGAGGAUGACGUGGUGGGUUACCUGGUCCAGAUCCUCCAGGGAGUCGAGUACCUCCACACCCGUCGGGUCCUCCACCUGGACCUCAAUCCCGACAACAUCAUGGUGACGAACCUCAAUGCCAUUAAGAUUGUGGAUUUUGGGAGUGCUCAGAGCUUCAACCCUCUGAACCUCAAACACCAGGACUCAGGAGCAGGAACGCUGGAGUACAUGGCUCCUGAAAUGGUGAAAGGUGACGUGGUUGGUCCUCCUGCAGAUAUCUGGACUGUUGGUGUUGUCACCUACAUCAUGCUCAGUGGUCGACUGCCCUUUGAAGAUAAAGACCCUCAACAUGUUGAAUCCAAAAUCCUGAUGGCCAAGUUUGAACCAACAAAACUGUACUCAAAUGUGUCCCAAAGUGCCUCCGCCUUUCUCAAGAAGAUGCUGAGCAGCUACCCAUGGGCCCGUCCGACUACACGAGACUGCUUUACGCAGGCCUGGCUGCAGGACUCCUACCUAAUGAAGCUGAGGAGACAGACUCUCACCUUCAACUCCAGCCGACUCAAGGAGUUCCUGGUGGAGCAGCAAUGCCGUCGCACAGAGAGCGCCACCAAGCACAAGGUGCUGCUGCGAACCUACCAGAGCUCAGCUCAGUCCCCAGCGUCCGGCACGGCGCCGCAUGUUCCCAGCCCCAAGUGAGACGACAGGGAACCGGCAGCGCCGGACAGAAGACAGCGCCCCAAUAGCUCCUGUGUGAACCACUGCUGCAUGACAAAUGUCAGCCUGCCCAGCCAGGCGAGCUCAGAGGGGACAGGCAGACAGCUGGAUAUGGCAGAAACACACAGGAGUCCAUACGCUGUUCUGGAGUAAUUCAAGAUUCAGUACCAGUGGGAUUCUGAGAAGAAACAAAAAUCCAGUCCCAGGGAAGCAGUGAUGUGUUCAUUGAAUUUGUGACGUGGGGAACUGCUCACGAACUGGCCAUCCAAUGAAAGGACACAGGAUGUUCUUUGGUUUCCUUUGAUUGCACAAUUUCUCAGUCAUGUUGUGAAUUCUGAAAUUGCACAUUCAUAUAUUUAAUUGAGAUAAACUUUGGUCUUCACUCUGCACGAUCAGCCUGGAACAUGUGCGUCAUUAGUUCUUGUUUAUGCCACUAAAUCUAGUAAACAACUCAUGUGAAUGUACCAUGAAUUAAGCUGCUAACUUGUUUUUGCAUUUAGUCACAUUUUAAAACUCAAAACCAAAAAUAUCUCUUUUUUUUCUCCUUUGGAAUUGUUUACUUUUUUCAUGUUAAUUUAUUUGCAUGUGUGUGUGCGUGUGUGCACGAGCAUUUUUGAUUCACUCUUCAAAUUAGCAUCAAAGCAAAAAAAAAAGAUCUAAUAAACACAAGGAGCAUCUUUGUGAUUGGUGUUCAGAGUCACAGAGAAAAUGACCUGUUUUAGGCUGAGCUAGGACUUUGUAGUACAACUUCUUGUUAUGUGGUUAACUCUUAACUGUAACGCAACUAUGACGAGCAGUUGUAAUGUAGAUAACGUUCUAAUCUGAAAAGUCACCACACGCUGGUCGAUUGUCAGUAUUACCCAGCGGCUGGUCAGGCGGCUCCUGAUCAGCCAGUCAGUGCCUGAAUCGGAUUAUUAUCCAAAAUGUUAAUCCUGUAAAUGUGUCUCUACUGGUUCUAAUUCACAACCAAUGAAUUAUCUGAAUAAAGCAAACAUGAAUGACAACGUUUGGACUUUGCAGCAGCAGACAGACGCAUACAGGUGUAACAUGCGUGUUUCUACAUGCAGUCCUUGUAAUAAUAAACGUCUUGUGUUUUGCUCUAUCAGUGUUACUUUUGUAUGACUUUGGACGGUUGACGAUUUGUAAAUGUACCAAUUUGCGGUGUUUAUAAGUGGAAUAUGUUUUUAUGACAUAGUAUGUAAUAAACUAUUGAUACAAUUGGGAA